AUGUCCACAUUUGGCCCUUCCCCCUCAAACAGUAACCAAACCUCCACUCUCUCCUUCCUCACCCGAAACCACACUCUUAGCAGCCGCCAACCCCGCAAACCAAAAACAAGCAUCACAAAGACUAAUUCAAGCUUUGUUCAGAGAAUUAUCACCAACGACCAACUUGCCAAAAUUCUAAUGGCUCGUACUAGUGAAGACACCAAUUUAUUUUACAAUUGUGGAUCAAACUUUGUUUGGAUGGACGCCUUUGGCCAUCCAAAGGAACCCUUGUCUAGGAUUAUAUUCACCCGAGCAUACCCUACUGCUCAUGAUGUAAACUUAUUGACGCGUGGAUCAGACCAUUUGGAUAUAAUCAUUGGAUUUUCGUCAGGAGAUAUUAUCUGGUUUGAUCCACUUUGCAAUAAAUAUGGCAGAAUCAACAAGAAUGGUAUUAUGAAUUCAUCUUCGAUUACCAUGAUCCGAUGGCUGCAAGGAUCAGAAAGCGCUUUUAUGGCUGCGUUUCAGGAUGGAUCAAUUAUGCUCUUUGAUAAGGAAAAGGAAGACGAGCACUUUGAUCCAACUGACACCGAUUCUUAUCACACGUACACUACAACACCUUCAGGUCCUUCUACCCUCUUUGAUAAGCAGACAUUCUCGGUUACAAAGUUGCCACACAAGUCUGCUCACAAAUGUAAUCCAUCUUCAUAUUGGAAAUUAUCUCAACAGCCCAUUACAGCCUUCGCAUUCUCGCCCGACUGUCAACAUGUAGCUGUGGUUGGUCUUGAUGGUCUGCUGAGAGUCAUUAAUUUCGUCUGUGAGAGAUUGUAUGAUAUAUACCAAUCAUACUACGGAGGUCUUACUUGCGUUGCAUGGAGUCCUGAUGGGCGAUAUAUUUUGACAGGUGGACAAGACGAUUUGGUAACCUUGUGGGCAUUUAGAGAACAACGGAUUAUUGCACGCUGUCAGGGACACCACUCAUGGGUAACAGGUGUUGCGUUUGAUCCUUGGAGAUGUGAUGAGAAAGUCUAUCGAUUUGCAAGUGUGGGAGAAGAUGCGCGAUUAAUUCUCUGGGAUUUCUCGGUCCAAGCUCUACAUCUUCCAAAGACAAAACCAAACACACGCCAUCGUGGUGCAUCAGUGUCAUCUGUGAAUCCUGCCCCUAGCAUUUAUGGUUCAUCACAAGAUCGCCCAGUGCUUGUACACCCUCCACUUUCCAAGACAGAAGUAGCUCUACUACAGCCUACAAUGGUCAAGAUAGUUCAUGCUGAUCCAUGUACAGGUGUCUACUUUCGCGAAGAUGUCAUUGUCACAACAGAUAAAAGAGGUCGAGUUGGUCUGUGGCAACGACCUCCCACUCCUCCUCCUCCCCAUCCUUCCUCCAGUUCCUCCAACUCUUCUUAAUUCUUUAAUUCUUAUUACUUUUAUAUUUAUUUAUUUUUAAAACUUUCUUUAUUUUUAUUUUGCUUUCGUUCAGUUUAGUUUUAUUUAAUGUGUAGAUCAACUAAAUAUCUUUUAUAUGCCAUG
Phycomyces blakesleeanus NRRL 1555(-) is the source of this 1503-nucleotide messenger RNA. RefSeq lists its product as hypothetical. Gene Ontology annotation, biological process: carbon catabolite repression of transcription. Gene Ontology annotation, molecular function: protein binding. Lineage: Eukaryota; Fungi; Mucoromycota; Mucoromycetes; Mucorales; Phycomycetaceae. The record is from RefSeq and is a predicted model, not a curated record. The transcript has 9 exons. Bases 1 to 1380 code for a protein of 459 amino acids. Gene Ontology annotation, cellular component: nucleus; cell tip; cell division site.